AUGUACUUUACUCUCUACUUCCUCAUCACCCGCCUCCUUGACACUCUUCGCUCAGUCAGGGACCACUUCCUCGCCCUUGACCCUCAUUCUCUCACUGUCGACGACCUCGAGAAGCACCUCCUAGCAGCCGAGAAGAACAUUCUAGCUGUAGGUGCUGCUCGUGGUACUCCCCGCACUCCCCUCUUUGAGCGGUGCUCCCCCUCCCCUCUUACCCCCUCCUACGCCUCCACAGCUGCUGCUGUUGACCUCCUUGGUGCUGAGAAGAUCGUAGCUGCUUCCGCUCCGAGUGGAAAGCGCAGCGGUUUCAGGGCGGGCAAGGGUGGCAGGGGUGGCGGACGUGGUGGUGGAGGGGGCGGUGGUGGAGGCGGCGGGGGCGGUGGAGGUAGUGGCGGUGGUCGUGGGGGUGGAGGUAGUGGUGGGGGCGGUGGUGGUGCCGGGAGCAGUGGCGGUGGCGGUGGCGGUGGUGGCGGAGGGGGGAGUGGUGGUGGCGGCGGUGGUGGGGGCUUGGCCCAGUGCUUGCACAGUCUUCCACUGUGCUUCCGUGUCCGGCGGUCCCGUCUGGUGAGCUGUCUCGUCUCCACCUCCCCUCGUUCUCUCCGAACUUGGUGA
This is a messenger RNA of Closterium sp. NIES-65, 609 nucleotides long. NCBI's taxonomy places the organism in Eukaryota, Viridiplantae, Streptophyta, Zygnematophyceae, Desmidiales, Closteriaceae. The record is from the annotation of a GenBank genome assembly.